Messenger RNA from Fusarium oxysporum Fo47, 2272 nucleotides. RefSeq names its product P-loop containing nucleoside triphosphate hydrolase protein. The record is from RefSeq and is a predicted model, not a curated record. Gene Ontology annotation, molecular function: RNA helicase activity; RNA binding; ATP binding. Gene Ontology annotation, cellular component: nucleus. The transcript is spliced from 2 exons. NCBI's taxonomy places the organism in Eukaryota, Fungi, Ascomycota, Sordariomycetes, Hypocreales, Nectriaceae. Bases 117 to 2129 code for a protein of 670 amino acids.
ACACCAUCACUCUCUUUCGCAUUUGAGAGUAUUAUUCGCCGGCUUCGGAUUUCUACGCGUCUUUACGACCUAACUAUCUUUCUACGUCUAUUCUGAUCCGAAUCACGACUGUCAUCAUGGCUGAUCAAAUCAACAUGGGUGGUCUCUCCCUCAACGAUGGCGCCCAGCAGGGCCCUCCUCAGGGUCAACGAUCCUACAUCCCCCCUCACAUGCGCCGCCAGGGCGGUGCUCCCCAGGGUGGUCCUCCUGCUAUGAACGGUGGUCCUCCUCCUGCUGGACCUGGUCCCAAUGGUCUUGGCAACAGUGCAUGGGCUAACCAAAACUAUGGUGCCCGUCAAUCCAACUGGGGCAACGACGUUCCCACCUAUCAGAACAACAACAACAACCGCCGGGGCGGCUGGGGCGGUCGAGGUGGUUACAGCGGUGGUGGCGGCAACUUGGAUGGUCACUCUGGAGGCGGUGGUGGUUACGCUGCCCGCGGCUCUGGUGAUGGCCAGUGGCGCGAUGGAAAGCACGUUCCUGGCCCGGCUAACCCCCGUGUCGAGCGCGAGCUUUUUGGUACCCCCGAUGACCCCUCCAAGCAGCACACCGGUAUCAACUUCGAGAAGUACGAUGACAUUCCCGUUGAGGCUUCUGGUCAUGAGGUUCCUGAGCCUGUCCACCAGUUCACCACUCCUCCUCUGGAUGAGCAUCUCUGCCGCAAUAUCGAGCUUGCUCACUACAAGGUUCCCACUCCUGUCCAGAAGUACUCGAUCCCCAUCGUUAUGGGUGGUCGUGAUCUGAUGGCCUGUGCUCAGACUGGUUCCGGAAAGACGGGUGGUUUCUUGUUCCCCAUCCUCUCUCAGGCCUUCAUCAACGGCCCUUCUCCCGUGCCCGCUAAUGCCGCUGGCCAGUUCGGCCGUCAGCGCAAGGCUUACCCCACCUCUUUGAUUCUUGCCCCUACCCGCGAACUUGUCUCCCAGAUUUUUGAUGAAUCCCGAAAGUUCGCCUACCGAUCUUGGGUCCGACCUUGUGUUGUCUACGGCGGUGCCGAUAUUGGUUCCCAGCUCCGACAGAUUGAGCGUGGCUGCGAUUUGCUUGUUGCUACUCCUGGUCGAUUGGUCGAUCUCAUAGAGCGAGGUCGCAUCUCCCUGCAGAACAUCAAGUAUCUGGUCCUUGAUGAGGCCGAUCGCAUGCUUGACAUGGGUUUCGAGCCCCAGAUUCGCCGCAUUGUGGAGGGUGAGGACAUGCCUCAAGUUCAGGACCGUCAGACUCUCAUGUUUUCGGCUACCUUCCCCCGCGAUAUUCAGAUGCUUGCCCGCGAUUUCCUUAAGGACUAUAUUUUCCUUUCUGUCGGUCGUGUUGGUUCUACUUCAGAGAACAUCACCCAGAAGGUUGAGUAUGUCGAGGAUGUCGACAAGCGCUCCGUUCUUCUGGAUAUCCUUCACUCCAACGCCAAUGGUUUGACCCUGAUUUUCGUCGAGACCAAGCGUAUGGCCGAUUCCCUUUCGGAUUUCCUUAUCAACCAGAACUUCCCAGCUACUUCCAUUCACGGUGAUCGUACCCAGCGUGAGCGUGAGCGCGCUCUUGAGUUUUUCCGCAACGGUCGAUGCCCGAUUUUGGUCGCUACCGCUGUCGCAGCUCGUGGGUUGGACAUUCCGAAUGUUUUGCAUGUUAUCAACUACGAUCUUCCUACUGAUGUUGAUGACUACGUUCACCGAAUUGGUCGAACCGGUCGUGCCGGAAACACCGGUAUUGCGACCGCUUUCUUCAACCGAGGCAACCGUGGAAUUGUUCGGGAGCUUAUGGAUCUCCUGAAGGAAGCUAACCAAGAGGUUCCUGCUUUCCUCGAGACCAUUGCUCGUGAGUCUUCCUUCGGUGGUCGUGGUGGUCGUUCUCGUGGUGGUGGUGGCCGUGGUGGUGCAACACGUGACUUCCGUAAGUUCGGCGGCGGUGGUGGUGGCGGCUUUGGCGGCAACAACGGCGGCGGCGGCGGCUUCAACGCUCCUUCUCAGGGCUCAGGCUAUGGUGGAGGCGGUUUCGGUGGCUCCGGCGGCUACGGAGGUGGUGGCUACAGCGGCGGCGGUGGCUACGGAGGUGGUGGUUAUGGAAACCCCAGUGGCCCUGGAGCUCAGUCUUCUUGGUGGUAAACAUCUCGCGCCAUCGAGAAAUGUGCACCUGACAAGGUGUGGAACGAUGCUAGCGGACGCGUUCUGCAGCAUCACCCGUUUGCGAUUUUCUUUUAUGUUUUUUUCCUCGAUGUUAUCUGGUUGCAUGCACGACUUGCAUUUGG